This is a messenger RNA of Engraulis encrasicolus (European anchovy), 2540 nucleotides long. It is a transcript of the gene cnga4, whose product is annotated as cyclic nucleotide gated channel subunit alpha 4. Lineage: Eukaryota; Metazoa; Chordata; Actinopteri; Clupeiformes; Engraulidae. The record is from RefSeq and is a predicted model, not a curated record. Gene Ontology annotation, cellular component: intracellular cyclic nucleotide activated cation channel complex; plasma membrane. Gene Ontology annotation, biological process: monoatomic cation transmembrane transport. Bases 128 to 1930 code for a protein of 600 amino acids. Gene Ontology annotation, molecular function: protein-containing complex binding; cGMP binding; intracellularly cGMP-activated cation channel activity. The transcript has 12 exons.
GAGGAAAGAGGGCACGGAGGAAGAAAAGGAGAAAGAGAAGCCAAAAGAACCCAAAAUAAAUUGGAGAAACUGGCAGAACUGGGUAGUGGAUCCGUCUGGGGAGUUCUACUACCACUGGCUCCAGGUGAUGACGCUGCCCAUCUUCUACAACUGGGUCAUCAUUAUAUGCAGGGCCUGUUUCUACUCUAUUCAGGAGACCUUCCUGGUUGCCUGGUUGACUCUGGACUACAUUGCUGAUGUCUUCUACAUGAUGGACAUGACCGUGAGGGGCCGCACAGGUUUCCUGGACCAGGGUAUCCUGGUGCAUGAGGUGUCUCGCCUGGCCAAGCGCUACCUCCUCUCCCGCAGCUUCCUCUUGGACUUGGCAUCAGUACUGCCCACUGACCUGCUCUACCUCAGGCUGGGCGUACACACGCCCCUGGUCCGCUUGAAUCGCUUGCUGCGCACUCGUCGUAUGUCGGAGGCCCUAGACCGCAUGGAGACGUGUACGGCGUACCCCAACACCUUCCGCAUCGCCAAGCUCAUGCUCUACAUCUUCGUGCUGAUACACUGGAACGCCUGCUUCUACUUCGCCCUGUCACGCUACGUCGGGUUCGGCAGCGACCGCUGGGUGUACCCCAACAUCUCACGGCCGGAGUUCGCCUCCAUGCAGCGCCAGUACUUCCACUGCUUCUGGUUCUCGGCUCAGAUCUUCACCACGGUGGGGGACACCCCGUUGCCGCGGCGCGAGGAGGAGUACCUCUUCAUGAUCGCCGACCUGCUCAUCGCCGUGCUCGUCUUCGCCACCAUCGUCGGCAACGUGGGCAACGUCAUCACCAGCCUGCGUAGCCGCGACAACGUCUUCUUCCCCAACCACGAGCUGGUCAAGAGCUACCUGGGGCGCAGGACCAUCAGCAAGGACCUGCGCCACCGCGUCAACAGCUGGUACCAGCACCUCUACAUCAACAAGAAGAUCACGCGUGAGAAUGAGAUCCUUCAGCAGCUUCCCGUCUCGCUGCAGACGGAGAUCGCGGUGAGCGUGCACCUGCCCACCCUCUCCAAGGUCACCAUCUUCCAGAACUGUGAGACCAGCCUGCUGGAGGAGCUAGUGCUGAAACUCACGCCACAGGUCUACAGCCCGGGGGAGUAUGUGUGUAAGAAGGGGGACGUGGGCCAUGAGAUGUACAUCAUCAAGGAGGGCAAGCUGGCCGUGGUGGCCGAAGACGGGGUCACCCAGUACGCCGUGCUGGGGGAGGGGCAGUUCUUCGGAGAGAUCAGCAUCCUCAAUAUCAAAGGAAACAAAUCGGGUAACCGUCGCACGGCGAACAUCCGCAGCAUCGGCCACUCUGACCUGUUCAGCCUGUCCAAAGAGGACCUGACGGCCACGCUGAGCGAGUUCCCGGCCGCCAAGCAUCACCUGGAGGAGAAGGGCAGACAGAUCCUCACCAAGAUGGGCAUUCUGGACGACACCGCUACCGACACACAGCCAGAGCCCAUAGAAGACAAGGUAGAUCAUAUGGAGAAGAAGCUGGACUCGCUGCGCACUAAGCUGGCUCGCCUGAUGAUGGAGCUAGAGAGCAGCGUUCUGAAGAUGGAGACCCGUGUGGAGCAGCUGGAACUACAAACGGAGGGAUGGGGGGGCAUAGUCGCCGAGGGAGGAGAGCAGGAAGAGGGGGAUGACAGCGGAGGAGAGGAGGAGGAGAAGAAGAAAGAGGGAGAUGGAAUGGGAGGAGAGGAGGAGGAGGGAGUGAGGGGAGAGGGGGAUGGAGGGGAUGGGACAGAGGAGGAGAAAGGGAAUGGUGUGAAAACGGAGAAGAGUGUAGGAGAGGUGGAGAAGAAGGAAGAGGAGGUAGAGAAAGAGGAAAGAAAAGAGGAGGAGGAGAAGGAGUGUGAGAUGAAGAAUCGGGCCGAAGAGAAGAAAACAGACGAAAAGAAAGAUGGAGGGAUCUAGGUGACCUGUGAAUUAAUUAAACAGCAGUUGUGAAUGAUGUUCAGUAUGUGAUUUGGCUCGACUGCAAUGGCUGUAAUCCAGAAAACAUUCAAAUGAUUGAAAUCGUGUUUUUCAUUGCCCAUGUUGCUCGUAAAAUGUAAAUAAAUAAUAUAAAAAUUAGGGUGAGCGGCCUGAUAUGCACAUUCAUAUGUGUAUUAUACAUUCAACUUUUCUGUUUAAUUUGCAAUGAGACUUUUUAAAAAAUAAUAAUAGGCAAUUUAGAAUGUUUUAAUGUAGGUCUAUUGGAACAGCAAUACUAGGUCUACUUCACAAUUAUGCAAUCUUACAUGUACUGUAUGUAAACGCCCACUAGGUGGCAGCAAACGCAUGAAUGAUACGAGAACCCUAUAAAGUUAUUCUUGCCGAACAUGAAACAAUUUGUUUUGUCAUUGUUGUCACUGUUUUUGGGUUUUAAAUCCACAAAUAGAAGUGAUUUGUAGUUCCCCUAUGUGAACUGGUAGAUCUGGUGGAAAGAGUGUGUUAUGCGCGGUAAUCGCUGAUGAAUUUCAGAAUCCAGAGCUGACAUCGCAUGACAUCUAACAAGUAGCCUAAACCAGGAGUGUGCCGCUCA